Molecule: messenger RNA, 627 nt
Organism: Parasteatoda tepidariorum (common house spider)
Lineage: Eukaryota; Metazoa; Arthropoda; Arachnida; Araneae; Theridiidae
Source: RefSeq, a predicted model, not a curated record
AUGGGUGACGCUGUCGCUGUAGUCAUCCCUCCCUUCAUCCGAGCUGACCCCGCCCUUUGGUUCUUUAUGCCAGAAUCGACGUUUGCGUUAGCAGCUCCAAAGGCAAUCAUAGAAGCGAAGACCAAAUAUAAUUAUGUCGUCGCUCAUUUGCCACCGGAUACGGCGACGAUCGUGAGAGAUGUGAUCAUGCAACCGGAUGUCACUGAUACUUACAUGGACUUGAAAUCCAAAAUCAUCGAACGCUGUCGAGAAUCUAAAACAGAGGAGAUCCGACGUCUAUUGGCUGGAGAAAAUCUUGGGGAUAGAAAACCAAGUGAGCUCUUGCGGGAUAUGAAACGCAGAACGGAAAAUCACAAAAUUGAAGACGAAUUGCUUUUCGAAUUAUUUAUCCAAGCGAUGCCUCUCCCCGUCCAAACAAUCAUUGCUUCUAUUUCCCCCAUGUCAACGGAAAAAGCUGCCGAAGUUGCUGACAGAAUAUUAGCGAUCUCGAAUCCUCUGCACUUCCUUCAGUCCAUUCACCCCAGAGUUCAACAACCCCACGGGAUUCUCAACACCAAUUUCAUCCACUCUCUCCUUCCUCAUCGGGAGUGGAGGAAAUUUCUCUCUCCCAGCUGUACAAGGAAGUAA